CAAGAAAGUGCGGUACCUCUAGAAGGAAUGAAUUGUAUUUGUUGCACCCGACGGUGACGAAACUAAGAAUAAGAGGCAACUGGACAAGUAUCUGAAAUCUCAUCCAGGAGGACCUCCUGCUUCUGAAUUUGAUUGGGGUACAGGUGACACUCCUAGACGAUCAUCUAGAUUGGGUGAAAAGUCUAAAGCAACUGAGUCACCAGAAAGUGAAACUCCCAGUAAGAGACCAAGGAAAUCAAGUUCCAAAAAAGGAGCUAAGGAGGAUGCUGGUGAGCAAGAAGCUGAGGGUGCUACCGAGAAAGAAACUGAGGGAAGUGCUGAACUUGCUAUGCCAGAUGCAGAGGAUCUAGAUGUCCAAGAUGUAGAUGCCUCUAAGGAGGUUCCCACCGAUGGAGAUAACAUAAAGGAUGAUGAGAAGAAGACCAAUGAUGGUGAGAUUGUCCCUGAGGAGCCUCCAGCAAGUGAAGAUAAGAUGGAAAUUGUGCAAGAAAAAGAAGCAGCGUUGGGUGAGGGAAACAUAGAGAAGCUGGAAAAUCAAGAAGCUGAAGAUAAGCCUCUGGAUAACAGCCUGCAAACUGACAAAAAACCGCUACCAUUGGAUGUGCUCGAGGAAAAUAAGAUCGAGAGUGAACCAGCUGGGACAGAUGCCUCAUCUCAUUCUGCUGAACUCAACAAGGAAACCUCAGCUAGACAAGAAGAAAGCGCAGAAGAAGCUCCCGCUCCCGCUGCAGAUGUACUGAAUGUGCUCGAGGAAAAUAAGAUAGAGAGUAAACCAGCUGAACUCAGCAAGGCAACCUCAGUUAGCCAAGAAAAAUCUGCAGAAGAAGCUCCUGCCGCUGCAGAUGCACUGGUUCAGAAUUCUAAUGAUGCUAAGGUAGACGAAAACGAGCAGAUUGACAGGGAGAUUCCAAUUGAGGAGAUCAAUGGCAAAGAAGCGGCUGCAGUAGGUGUUAACAACUCUGUAGAGAACAAUUCUGUGCAGCAACAAGCCACCGUAGUCGACCAAGUCACCUCAAGUUAAUCUUUCGAUUAUUUAGGAUAAUACUUUGUGUAUCAUCUGGCCUUUAUUUCUUCUUGGCCCUGAUUUAGGUAACUGACAAACAACAGUAGGCGUGUCCUGCAUAUGUUUAGAAUUCUUAGCUACUGAUUCUGUAUUACAUUGUAUUGCUGUUGUUAUCAUCUGUAUUGUUCAACUUAUAUUCUAUUAGGGCCUCAUGAUUUCUUGAACUUUGACAUAAAAAACAAUGGCCUUCCCAAAUUGCUCUAUUAAUGAAUGCAAGCUGUUAUGGUGUUUUCUCGAAA
Lycium ferocissimum is the source of this 1302-nucleotide messenger RNA. RefSeq lists its product as uncharacterized. The transcript has 2 exons. The record is from RefSeq and is a predicted model, not a curated record. Bases 329 to 1021 code for a protein of 230 amino acids. Lineage: Eukaryota; Viridiplantae; Streptophyta; Magnoliopsida; Solanales; Solanaceae.